CUCCCAGGACCUUGCAUUGGGGUACCCAGGACCACCUUGGGGUACCCAAAACCACUUUGGGGUACCCAGGGACUGUGCAAGGUCUGAUUGUUGGUGGGGGACACACAAAGCUUUCAGAUGCUACAAAUGCAAAGGCCCAAUUUCCCGUGGAAAAGCAGCAGGGAACAUCUCCCUCCCGCGUUUAUGCCACCCCCAGUGCACACCCAGGCUGGCAGAAGGGAGGGUCCUGAGCCUACCACAUUACUGACACACCGAGCUGCUCCAGGUCUCAGCUCCAGGCUGCGUCCCAAAAAGCCAGCCCCGUGCUGCGCACCACCCUCCCAAUACCAAACCAGCACCACGCAGGCGUUCGCUGCCCUGCGUUUUCCUCCGGGAACCAUUAAUCCUAGAGGAUUAGCCAGCAGCCAUGCAGUGCUUCAGCUUUCCAAAGCCCUGUACUAGUGCUAAGCGUUAUUACUAUUAUUACUAUUAUGAUUAAUUAUUAUUAAGCAGAUUCACUUCCUACCACUCACUGUUGCCGGCGAUUUCCAAACCUCCGAGGAGCUGAAUAAACACACGGCGGCUCAGGAGUUUCUUCCGAUGCGCAAAAGCACCCAGCAUUGUAAUUUGGGCUGGAAACGACACAGGGACAGGCUCGCUCCAGAGCCCCCGGCUGGCUGGGAUUUAGAAGGAUUAGUGACUCCACUUCCAUCCUGAAGCAAGGGGAUCUGAGCAUCCGAAUCCUUUCGGGUGAGGAAGGCUGCCGGCUGCCUUGAUCCCCAGCCCCCCAAACCAGCUGCCCCAAAGGCUGCUCCAAACAUGUCCUCUCCCUGGGUGAGAUGGGAGCCUUUUGGGAAAUCUUUGUUAUUUUUUGCUUUUACCCCCGCACGGUGGACCAGGCAGCAGAGCCCCAGCGGAGCGGAUGUUCCUCGCCAGGCCGGAGAUGCACCAACCCCGUUUGUGCUCCAGGGCCCUCAUCCAAAAGCGAUCAAACAACCAUUACGCCUGCUCUCUAUGAAAACCGGGAUUUACAGACACCCAAACCUGUGUUUAAAUGCAAAUGUGGCAUUUUAGCCUGGAACCAUGGGCACAAUGAGCAUUAGGGAGGCAUCACGCCCUCCACAGCACCAUCUCAGGAGUGAUGUGACCUCCGCGAAAGGACCGAUGAACUGGUGGGCUCCGCGUCCCAAAUCCACCCCUCCACCUGGGACUUGGCUCUUCCCCUGGUGAUGCUGGCACAAUUGUGGCGGAAUACCUAGCACCGUGCAGAAAAGGAUGGAGGUUUAGACCCUCUCAUCAGCAGGACAGCCCAGGCGAUGCCCAGGGACACACGUGAGCCUCUCAUUUGGGGCAGAGGUGCCGCCUGCUCUCACGAUACGCCACCAAGCGCAGGAGCGGCUCUCUCUUGGUCCAGACGAGCAGAGGCGAUGGACACAGACUGGUGUCACCCCACCAGACCAACCCCUUGUGCCACGUGGACACACAGCCUGGACCCUGCUGUCACCUCCUGCCCCCUCUUACCCUUCACCUGCUGCCUUCCUGCAGGGAAUUACAGAGACAAUCAAUUAAAUCCCUGUCCCGUCCCGCCCCCCUCGCCCCCCACCACACCCCCAGUUCUUUGUGGACCUGGCAGUGAAUAAUGCAGGAGGCUGCGGGGAUACGGAGCUGCUCUGGUUGGUUCAUUAUUGAUGAGAGAUGACAGAUCCUCCGCUGACAAUCUGCCUAAGAGAUAUGAUUAGCUUGUAAAAAAUUAAUCGCACUUCUUAGGGAUGACGCGAGCUGAAAACCCCAAGGAACAGCGUUAUCGAUGUUCCCUAAUUUCAGGGGACUUUGAAAAGGUUUUAGCAAAAUUUGGAGGCAGCAAUUACAUUCAAUUAGAAUCACAAGUGCCAAGACAUCACCGCCGCUCGCAAUGACCGCGUCCCCUGCUCCAGUGCAAUCCCUGCACAGCGCUCGGCCUUUCCAAGCCCCAUAAAAACCCGCCGGUGAUCAGAAAAAAAAACAACACUGCCAUCCCAACACCCCUACAUGCCCAAGGCUGGGCUUUUGGCAGUGCAGCCCUACAUCUCAAGGAUGUGCAUCCAACUCUGGGAAGCCCCCAGCCUUUGGGGAUAUUGGGACACGAGGGCAGGGAUGCACGGACUCGCCAGGGACUGGGAAUACUGGUGGGAGCGGCAGCGGGCUUUGCUUGGUGCUUCCCCUGCCUCCAUCCCAUCAUUACCCGGCCCGGUUACUUGCCUGGGUUCGCAGGGCUGCUGACAAACGCAUGCAUAAUUCAUAGAGCCCCGCACAAGAAGCCCUCUAUGCAGAGCUCGGUGCCGAUUAAAAACCACGGCAGCAAAAGAGGAAAGUCCCCGGGGACACGUAGCAUAGAGGUGGCCAGACCCUGCACAGUGCGUGCUGCCAAUUAGCCGAGCCCCCACGUCUGCCCAGCCUCACGCCACCCUGACCCCAGCAGCUUUAGAUUUUGGGUCCCUGGAGCAAUUUGGCACAAGACGGAGUGAGGCUGCUGGGUGUUUUUUCACAGGUCUUGCUUUGCCCCUGGGCUAGGGCUUGAGAUGCAAGUGGGACGCAUCAAUGCCAGCACCCGCCCUGCACCAAGGUGUGGCUCUUUACCCAAAUAUCCUCCUUCCCCUGACCUUGUCUUGGCUGCAUUUCCCAGCACAAGGUGAUGCCUUCCCAAACGCACUCCCCCCCUCAUAAAAGGAGGGUGCCAAUGUCUGGGAUGCACACAGGGGUCCCCACCAGCCAAGCCAGCACCCAGCACCCCAUUCAUGGGAUCUGAUCCAGCAGCACCUCUCUGGUUUGGCUUCCACCCUCUUCCUACAAAUAUUAUGCUGCACUGGCUGCACACAAAGACACCACGGCCCCCAGACCAAAGCCCCGCACAAAGGUGAGCAGUGAGGCAAGCUGCUGUCGGCUUAUGAGCAAUGAAACCCAGGUGCCAGCAAGCAUCGGGUCCCGGCGGAGCCUGUUUCGCCUUCUCUCAGCUAAGAGGCUGACACCAUUACAUCCUGUGCCCACACCUCACGUGGGAAGCUGUUUUAGCAUCACCAGGGCUCGUUUCUCCAGCAAAUCCCAUCGGGUCAGGACCAAGCCAGCAGGGAGUGAAGCCCUGCAUAGAAGCAGAAGAACAGCAGCAGCCACAUUUUGGCUGUUUGCUGGUGUUUUUUUUUUAUUUUUUUUUUAUUUUUUUUAAAUUUUUUGGGUUUUGUUGUUUAUUUGUUUUGCAUUCAGAAGAGCUCGUGCUCUCCUCUCCCUCUCAUUCCCCAGCUCGGCCUCUGGUAUGUGCAGCCGUCGCAGGGCCUUGUUCCUUUGCACAUCUCUCAGCACGCAGAACCGCUCCCCUGGGGGAAAGGAAAUUAAUUUUUUCCCUUUGAAUUCAGCCUGCUCAGCAGAGGCUGCAGGAGGAUGCCAUUCCCAGGGCGGCCCCAAGCCCCCUCCUUCCCUCCCCUCCUCCCCACCCCCGCCAUGGUACAGGCGUGGGGACCUGGCGACGUCAAGCAAGCGUCAUUCCCCCAAAUCUUCAGAAUUCAGAUGAAAACUGGUCACAUUUCUAACUUGUCAGGGGGAGAAGGAAGCAGACGUGACAUUGGCAGGCAUCCACCGUGCCUCAGUUUCCACCCCCCCCACUGCCAUCCCCACGGGCAUCGCGAGGAGCCCCAACACGGUGAUGCGUCGCUUCAAAGCGACGGCUCCCACCUCUCCAAUUCCUUCCCCUCCCGUUUUUUUUUUCCCUCCUUCCAAUGAUUUUGUUUUCCAGGGUUCACCCCCCAGCCUGCAGUUUCACUCCUGCCUCCACUGUGGCUUCAUUUGCAGGAGUUUCCCCUUCCCCAAGCCCGCAGCUCCUCUCCCGAUGGCUCCGCGUUCCCCUGCUGCCUCCAGGCUCACCACCCACAGAGCUCGGUGCCUUAGGGACACUUCCCAUCACCCUUCGUUAGUGAGCGUGCUGCCCUCAAAGGCUGCCAAAUUAGUCACUCAGUGGCGCAAAGCAGCUGCUCGGUGUCAGACCAAAGGUCUGCCCGGCACCGGGCUGCCUUCUCCCUCCCUUCCCCGUGCUCGGGUUCCUCCUUGUUUCACCCAUCCAGGGGGGGAAAGCAGGGAAGAAGGACCUUCCCUGGACCAAGCAAAAUGUUUUCCCCUUCCGAUGCCCGGCCAGUAUCAAACAGCAAAAACCAACAGAGCGAGGUGGUGUCCCCGGGCUGCUCGGAGGAGAUACCUUCCCUCCCGUCGCCUUUGUGCUUCUCUCUGAGCCUCUCUGUUUGCCAGGCUAAUAAAGCCAGCUCUGUGUCACCGGCUCCCUGCUGGCUGCACUCGAGCCCAGCCCACUUUACUCAAACACAUAAAGCUUACAUGCCAGCUCCUGCCAGCCCGCCCGCUCAAAGUCACCUUGCCCCAAACUCCCGGCUGAGCGUGUUCCUGCUCUGCUGGGGGCUCGGCAAUCAUUAAUCGGAUUCUCUGCAUUCCCCAGCGCCUGCCCUGGUAUGGAAAAAUGAGCCAGCGGGUAACCGUGCCCUGGCAGUCCGACAUGCAGCUGGCCGGCAAGCUGGUCCUCUCCGCCGCCGCACUGCUCCUGCUGACUUUGGCGUACAGGUUGUACAAAGCCCGCUCGGCCCCCGGCAGCCCCGGAGGCAGCACCCUGGCAGCCGACGCUCGCGGAGAGACGGAGAGAAGGGAAAAUGCUGCCCAGGAUGGGGAGGCGGUGGCAGGUCUGCGGCGCAGGCAGGUUUUCGGUGGUGGGGCUUGGCAAGGUGGUGGCGACGCUCGAGUGAGUGCCUUGGAGCCGCGGCAAGUGCUGGCCCGAAGAGAUCAAUGUCUGCCGGUGGGCAAGGAGGAGGAAAAAGGGGAGCCGGGAGGGGAGCCUGAAUUUUUCAGCAGUGGGGACCUGGCUGAAAUGCUGAGUGGGGAGGAGGGCAGCAGGCACGGACGAGGCGUGCUCAGCCCAUGCACUGAGCUUUCCACCCAGAUGGGGGAUGACGGAGGUGCCCAAAGCACAGAGCAGGAUUUGGGCAUCGGGGGCAGGAGCCAGGAGGGGAGCAGGGGGGUGAUCCAGACCCGCAGUGUCACCUCAGACCUGGGGCUAAUGAUAACGGCGAGCAACAAGAGGUCGGACACCUCCUACUCUUUCUCCUCAUUUGCGAAGAUCCAGGUGGAAGAGAACUACAUCACCAAGAGGAAUGCGAAGGAUGGGGCCAGACAGCUGGCCCCUGGCCUCAAAGGCAAAGUGUAUGACUACCACAUCCAGUCCACCUCCCAGACGGUGUCAAAGAAAAGGUCUCUCCCCUCUGCCCCUCUGGGAGAAGCCAUGAGCUGCAGCUCAGAGUGUGUCAAUGAAGAGCUGCAGAGCUUGGAGCAGGUCAACGAGGAGCUGCAAAGCUUGGAGCAGGUCAACAAGGAGCUGCAGAGCCUGGAGCACGUCAGUGAGGAGCUGCAGAGCACUGUCACCCCAGAACCUGAGACCCAGUCCCAGCAACCAACCGUGGCAAUGCAGGACCCCAUCACUUCUCCCAUAGUCCCAUCACCUGUGGGGAGCCUGGAGAUUGCCACCAAGCCCCCAGCUCCCACUCGCAGUUUCAGCCGCAAGAACAGUGUCCUCCAGAUUGCUGAGAACCCCCAGCUCCAGCUUCCCAUGGACGGCUUUGGUCCACCGGUGCCAGCCAGCACACCACCAGCAAGCCCUCGGCUGGAGCUGGUGGCUGGUGCCAACUUCUUCCAAAUGUCACCCCCUGCCCCGGACACCCUCCUGGAUCUGGGGAACUGCUACGAGGUCCUCUGCAUGGCCAAGGCGGAGAAGCUCAGCCACCUCCAGGAGGCCGCCUACAAGGUCAUGAGCGACAACUACCUGCAGGUGCUGAGGACGCCCUCCAUCUACAGCCGCCUCAACGCCAGGGAGCGGGAGCUCAUCCUCCAGCGGAGGAUGAAGGGGAAGAUGUGUGUCACCGUGGCAGACAUCAGCACGCAGGAACCUGACCUCCACGCCAGCCGGCUCUGCUACUACGAUGACGGAGGGGACCGCUGGCAUCACCUCUGCCACAUGCCACCAGAGGCGGUCUCCCAAGGGUGUGCCAUGUGUAGCAUGUUCAACUACCUCUUCGUGGUGGCCGGCUGUGAGGGCUCAGGCCGUACACAGAGACCCUCCAACCGCGUCUUCUGCUACAACCCCUUGACCAACAUCUGGAGGGAGAUCUGCCCCUUGAACCAAGCGCGGCCGCACUGCAAGCUGGUGGCCCUGGACGGCUGUCUCUAUGCCAUCGGUGGGGAGUGCCUCCACACAGUGGAGCGAUACGACCCCCGCCAGGACCGCUGGACCUUCACCGCCCCCCUGCCCCGUGACACCUUCGCCGUGGCCCACACGGCCACGGUGUGCGACGGGGAGAUCUACGUGACGGGGGGCACCUUGCGCUACGUGCUGCUGCGCUAUGCUGCCCGCAGGGACUGCUGGAUCGUCAGCCCGGCCGGCGGCAGCAAGGACAGGACAGCCGAGAUGGUGAGCACCAACGGCUUCAUCUACCGCUUCGACCUCAACCGCAGCAUGGGCAUCGGCGUCUACCGCUGCGGCGCCAAGGCCAAGCUGUGGUACGAGUGUGCCACCUACGCCAUGCCCUACCCGUCCUGCUUCCAGUGCGCUGCAGUCGGCGGCUUGGUCCACUGCAUCGGCCGGCGCUUCCAUCUCCGCUUCUUGGCCGACCACAUCUCGCCACGCUUCGGGACCAAGGAGCUGCAGCCCUUCCCCUCGCCCCGCGGCAGCCUCCUCCCUGCCGUCCUGGUGCUGCCGCAGGGAGGGACGGAGCAGGUGCAGGUUUGAGGCAUCCACGCUGAGGUCUCGUGCAGCUUGGACCCGAUGGGAUGGUGAAAGCCAGGCAGCAGAAGCCACCAGCGUGCAUUUACCUCCCAAGUGCUGUUGAUGCUGGUGGACCAACGCUCUCAGGGCAACGUCACCCUUAGCCACCAUGACAGCAUCCUGCCAAUCCCUGUAAGGGGAAACGGAGAAGACAGAUUGCACUUAGACACGAGCAAACCCAGCCUUGAGGACACAAGGAAGAGCAAAGCCGGAGCUGGGUGGACUCAUUUGCUUGCAGGUAUUUAAACACAGGUGUGCUUCCUCAAACAAACCCGGGCUCACUGCAGGCUGUGCGCUGCCCUGCUGCUUUGCAGGCACCAGGUGUUUAGCAUUGACCUGGACCCCGAAUGCACAGUGGGGGUUGAGGGUGUAGAAGUUCAGCAGAGAGGUUUGGUCCCCAUCGGCAUCAAGCUGUCAUUGAGCCUCACCCCAGGGCAGGAGGCUGGGGACCAAAGCAUCUCCAGAAGGUACCUCUCCUACCCUUGCCUUGUUACCUUAUCCUCAGCCCGGAAUGACAUACAGAUAUAUAUUUACAUGCACACAGCGUAAAUAGACACUAUAGAUUUAUAGACAGCUGGUCUUAAAUAAAAUUAAAGCAAACAUUUGGUAAAAUUAA
This is a messenger RNA of Oxyura jamaicensis (ruddy duck), 7436 nucleotides long. RefSeq names its product kelch domain containing 7A (gene KLHDC7A). Gene Ontology annotation, molecular function: protein binding. The coding region runs from base 4472 to 6784 and encodes 770 amino acids. The record is from RefSeq and is a predicted model, not a curated record. The transcript has a single exon. Lineage: Eukaryota; Metazoa; Chordata; Aves; Anseriformes; Anatidae.